Acanthoscelides obtectus is the source of this 457-nucleotide messenger RNA. The record is from the annotation of a GenBank genome assembly. NCBI's taxonomy places the organism in Eukaryota, Metazoa, Arthropoda, Insecta, Coleoptera, Chrysomelidae.
GUUUCAGGUAGAAAUCAGCGUCCAUGUACCGCACAGAGCAAGCUGUCGGUAUGAAUUUCUCCAUCAAGAACCUGUCUAGGAGCAUGAACAUCGAAAUAGACGCCGGAAAUCAAGUGACGGAUAGGGAUGAAAGCUUAGCCAAAAUAGAAAUUGCCGUGCUGGCGUUAAUAUUCAUAGUUAUGGUUAUAGGAAAUAGCACAGUCCUCUUGGCAUUGUGGAUCAGGAAAAGCUGCAGUGAUGCGAAGUUUAGCCAGACGGCUACUCUUACACAACACAACAGAAAAAAAGGAAUACUUAAACACAUCAACAAAAUAAUAACAUACAAAAAAAUACAGUUCAUAAGCAUGACAACAUUGACUGCACGAGACAAAUGCAGAUAGUAUUGUGAGAGUUUUAAAUUUGAAACAAAAAUAUUAGAAAAUAGUCAAAAUAAAGCACAUGAACACAAGAAAAACUG